AUGGAAGACAAUUCCCAUUUCAAGGGUCUGAAGAGGCGGUUGGCCUUUGACGACGAAGAUUCCGACGUCGUACUCCGGCGUUUCAAAGUUCUGUUACCCAACGGGACUAGCGUUGGUUUGACGUUGAAAGACCUAGAGCAUGAAAUCUCAUUUCAGGGUUUUAUUGACUUGAUCAGGGACGCUUACGAUGAUGGUUCUGGAGAUGUGACCAAUACUUUUGAGAAUAUGUGGGAUUUGACUCCUGAUACAGAUUUGUUAAUGGAGCUACCGGAAGAAUACACUUUUGAAUCUGCUCUUGCAGAUUUGAUUGACAAUUCCUUGCAAGCAGUUUGGUUGAAUUGUGAAAACCAUAGGAGACUGAUAAGUGUGGAUGUUCUUGAGAAUAGAAUCUCAAUAUUUGACACUGGGCCUGGAAUGGACAACAGUGAUGAAAACUCUAUUGUAAAGUGGGGAAAGAUGGGUGCCUCUCUAAACAGGUUAUAUAAAAUAAAGGCAAUAGGGUGCAAACCUCCAUUCUUAGUGCCCUUUUUUGGCAUGUUUGGAUAUGGAGGACCUGUUGCAUCUAUGCAUCUAGGGAGCUGUGUUAUAGUUUCGUCCAAGACAAAAGAAUCCAAGAAAGUUUAUAAGUUACGUCUUGCACGAGAUGUUUUACUCAGCAAUUCUGGUUCUGGACGUAGUUGGAGGACUGAUGGCAGCAUUAGGGAUCCUUCAGAUGAUGAAAUUGUGAAAUCACCCCAUCGAAGCUUUACAAAGGUGGAGAUACUAAGGCCUAAAGCGAAAAACUUGGACAUAUCUAAGCUCCAAUGUAAGCUGAAGGACAUAUACUUUCCAUAUAUUCAGUGCGAUGAGUUGUCCGAGGGUGGUAAGACUGUUACGCCUGUUGAGUUCCAGGUUAAUGGUGUUGAUUUAGCUGAAAUCCAAGGCGGCGAAGCUGCAAUCACCAACUUGCAUUCUUGCAAUGGUUCCGAAUUUACUGUAUCACUGCGCUUUUCCCUUAAAAAGGAGAAUUCUUCACCCAAUGCUUCAGGUUCUAAGGUUCCUCGUAUGGCAAAUGCACGCCUCAAGUGUAUUUAUUUUCCCAUCCUUAAGGGGAAAGAGAAUAUUGAGAGGAUUUUGGAUAGUUUGGAAGCUGAAGGAUGUGGCGUUAGAGAAAACUUUGAGAACUAUAGUCGUGUCUCAAUUCGUCGACUUGGACGUCUACUUCCAGAUGCUCGUUGGGUAUUACUUCCUUUUAUGGAUUUGAGGCAUAGAAAGGGAGAAAACUCUCAGUUGUUGAAAAGAUGUUGAUUGAGAGUUAAAUGCUUUGUUGAUACUGAUGCUGGAUUCAAUCCAAUGCCUUCAAAAACUGAUUUGGCGCACCAUAAUCCUUUCUCCAUUGCUCUUAAGAACUUUGGUAGUAGGCCUCAGGACAAAGAAAAAGGUG
Molecule: messenger RNA, 1423 nt
Organism: Hibiscus syriacus
Lineage: Eukaryota; Viridiplantae; Streptophyta; Magnoliopsida; Malvales; Malvaceae
Product: structural maintenance of chromosomes flexible hinge domain-containing protein GMI1-like
Exons: 17
Coding region: 1-1287 (428 amino acids)
Source: RefSeq, a predicted model, not a curated record